UACGUAUUCCACGUCACGGAAGUCACAGCGAUGAUGAACCAUUAUCUAAAGCCGAGCUGAGAACUUGGGGUUAUUGGUGUCGUAAUGUUGCAGUACUCUACAGGGGACAGACUCAGGACUGUCUUGGUCUAAAAGAGAGCCGAAACCUCUCGAAAGCGGAGGCGCUGAGUCGCUGGGCGAGCCUGCUGUUUUGCAGGCUAUAGCUCGCUAGUUUAGCAUCCAGCUGCCUUGACGACGAGCUGAGUAACUGAUCUCGAGACAGCCAUCGAGGCAGCUCGCGGUUAUUUCAUUUUACUGUCGCCUUGUAUUGCGUAGCCAUGGCAACUCGGCGACUGACCGAUGCCUUCUUAUUAAUGCGGAACAAUGCAAUCCAAAACCGGCAGAUUUUGGCUGAGCAAGUGAGUACAUACGACCCCCGUCGUACUCUGAAUACACGUAGCAAUGCUGCGGAGUUUGAUGAGUUGGCAGAUGACCGUAUGGCCCUGGUGUCGGGCAUCAGUUUGGAUCCAGAGGCUGCUAUCGGUGUCACGAAGAGACUCCCGCCUAAAUGGGUGGAGGGCGUGGAUGAGAUUCAGUAUGAAAUCACACGUAUUCGUCAGAAGAUGAAGGAACUGGCCAGUCUGCAUGACAAACACAUGAACCGGCCCACGCUGGAUGACAGCAGUGAAGAGGAGCACGCCAUCGAGAUCACUACACAGGAAAUAACACAGAUGUUUCACAGGUGCCAGCGGGCCGUGACGGGGCUCCAGACUCAGAGCCGUCAUUGUACAGAGCAAGAAAACAGGCUGCUGACCAAUGUGGUCUCCUCACUGGCCCAGAGCCUUCAAGAACUGUCCCUCAACUUCAGACACACACAGUCAAGCUACCUGAAACGCAUGAAAAACCGAGAAGAAAGAUCCAAGCACUUUUUUGACUCUGGUCCUCUUGUGGAGGAAGAUGAAGAUAUUGCGCUAUAUGACAGAGGGUUUACAGAGGAUCAACUAGUGCUGGUUCAGGAAAACACUGUGCUGGUCGAAGAGCGAGAGAGAGAAAUUCGACAAAUUGUUCAGUCCAUCUCUGACCUUAAUGAGAUAUUUCGAGAUCUUGCUGGAAUGGUUGUUGAACAGGGCACAGUCCUCGACAGAAUUGACUUCAAUGUGGAGCAAGCUUGUGUCAAAACAGAUGAGGGGCUGCAGCAGCUGCAGAAGGCUGAACAGUACCAGAAGAAAAACCGCAAGAUGCUGGUCAUUUUAAUUCUCUUUGUCAUAGUUGUUGUUCUAAUACUUGUUCUGUUCGGGACAAAGUUUAGGUGAAUCAUUCCAUGUCCUCUAGGAGGGAUCUACCUGUAUGUAUGAGAGAAAUUGAUGUGUGCUUGAGUGGGUAUGCAUGCUAACUUUCAACACCAUUGUUCGAGUGUGGAAAAUUUGGAAGGUGCUUGCUUUUUAAAAUGCUACACAACAAAGUAAAACAAAUAAGGACGCCCCUUCUGGUCCCCGAGCGCAGUGUCUGGAGAUGUUCAUGUUUAAUUCUGUAGUGAAGAGGCAGUUUUAGUACUUGGGUUUCUUUAAGAGGCCCAUUUGUCUUUUUUUCCCACACAGUAAUCAGGAGCGUGGAUGCAGUAUGCAUACCAUGCUCAUCUCAACUGCGCUUGUCAUCUCAUUUGAAGAGUAAACAGGAGGAUAAAAGAUGUUAUCCUUGAAAGAUGAUCAUAUCAGCUUGGGUGAACUAAAAAAAGAAAAGAAUGUAAAAAAGAAUGUAAAAAGAAUUUCCAGAACAUAUUUCAUCCCAAAAUUUGAAGUUGACCUAAAAGCCUUGUUAAUAUUUUUCUUCUUUUUUUUUUUUUUUCAAAUCUCAUUACAGUUAUGCAGAAUUAAAUUAUUUUAAAUCAAAAAGCACAGUUGCAGUAUUACAGUAUUUGUUUACUGUAUAACAGUGGGACAUAUCUAAUGGGAAUCACCAUCACAGACUUGGGUGGGGGGGGGCUUAAUGGUUGUAAAAAAUAAUAAUAAUAAUUUCAUGAUGCAUAUAUUUUGAAUAUUGGGUUCAAUAUCACCUGAAUGUUUUCAAAGAUUCACCCACGUUCUUGGGUUUAAUCAACAUCAGUUGUGAGCAUCUUCAGUGCUUUUGAAUCAGACCUUGCUUGCAGGUUAGGAUGUGUUUGCUCAAUGCAAACCCAAGAUGACAUCAUAAACUCGUGUUUUCCUGUAAUUUAAUCUGAAAAUGUUCGUGUGUGUGUGUGUGUGUGUGUGUGUGUGAGAGAGAGAGAGUGUAUAUCAUUGGGAUUAUGACAUUAGUUCCUCUGCCCACGCCAGCAGAGGUGUUUUAUGCACCAUCAUGUGUUUGUCUUCGUUUUAAUGGCAGUGUUGUCAUUACAUCAGUAUCAUUUCAGUCAGUGAUUUAUUCAGUGUAAAGCAGGAGUGAGUCAUCAAGAUUUUUGCUUUACUCUGUUCUUUGCCUUAAAUUGUGAACAUUUGUGUGCUGAACUUGGAUGUUUUUAAAGCUUUUUCUGUCCAUGUUUCAUUGGCUGGUGUUGUCACUACCGUAUCGUUCAGUCUGACCUUUGAACUUAAACUGAACUUUGACCUUCAGUCUCAGACUGAAGUUCAGUUGGGUCUGCUGACUGUAAAACUACUGUUCCCUGCACAAGAUGAAAUUAUUUAUUUAAGAUGCAAAUAUGUGUACAGAGUUAAUGGAGUUCUAUUGGUAGUCCAGAGUCUUUUUUUUCCCGUUGUAUAUUGUAACGAUUUACUUUUUUCUGUCCUUUCAAAAAUCAAUUCCUGUUGGCUUUUGUGAAGGUUAAUUGUAUCACUACUGUAUGAUGGGGUUAAAUCAUGAAGUCGACUGUGUUAUUUUAUAAAUACAGAGACCGUUUAUUCUUAUGUAAUUUUAGAAGGUUUGAAAAAAGUAUAACUGCACAUUCAAGACUUAAAUCCAUUUCAAGUGAUUUACUCCCUGGUUUUGGCUUGAAACCCAGUGAAUAUAAUAUUUUUCAGCCUUUAUGGUACUAUUGUAUGCUAUCUAAACCUUCUGUAAACGCUGAACAUGUUUUUAAAGAAAUUAAAACAUAUAUAUAUAUAUAUAUAUAUAUAUAUAUAUAAGUUAUGAAAAAUGUAUGUAGUACUGUGUCAGGACUUUAAGCUCAACUGAAACAAUAACUCUAACUAAAUCUCACUAUUUUCUGCUUAACCCUAUAAAGCUGACUGUAUAUAUGUAUUUCUAAAGCCUCUAAAUUACCAGCAUGGUCAAAACUUUACUAAAAAUCCUGUUGUACACCAUCUAAAACAUGCCUGUGUAAUCAACUCUCACUGAUUUACAUUACAAGCUAUUGUAAUUUCAUUUUACAUUUUGGCCAUGUAAAUAACAUCAGCUGAACACAGUUGCAUAUUUUUGCUUAGUUCAGGGCUCUCACAUCAUACUGAGCCAUAAAUGUCUGGUAUAUAUCAAACAUGACACAGAGAGGAAAAAAAACAUAUUUCGUCUAAACGUUCAAUAAAAUUUUAUUUUUUAUUUUUUUCGGACUAUGGUUUCAAGGGUUAAACUGUAUUUGGUCAUAAUUAAAUAGGUGUUAAUGCCACUUACUAUGUGAUAAAACGUGAUGUGAUGCUUUGAUACUGAAUUAUUACCAUAUUCAGAUACCACUGCAACUCCAAGAUACUUCAAGUAAUGUUA
Carassius auratus (goldfish) is the source of this 3648-nucleotide messenger RNA. RefSeq names its product syntaxin-16-like. The record is from RefSeq and is a predicted model, not a curated record. Bases 318 to 1292 code for a protein of 324 amino acids. Lineage: Eukaryota; Metazoa; Chordata; Actinopteri; Cypriniformes; Cyprinidae. The transcript has 9 exons. Gene Ontology annotation, cellular component: membrane; SNARE complex; endomembrane system. Gene Ontology annotation, biological process: vesicle-mediated transport; vesicle fusion; intracellular protein transport. Gene Ontology annotation, molecular function: SNAP receptor activity; SNARE binding.